CCCCGCAGGCUGUGGUGUGCGGUGUGCACACGGACAGUGCGCGGCGCACCGAUCCACCCGGUCCCCGUGACGAGCCGCGCCCGCGCGCUAGACACACACGCGCGCGCGAACACGACACGACACGUGACCGCGCGCGGCCAUGGCGAGAGGAGGCGGCGGCGGCGGCCCGAGGCCGGAGGAUGACCCCUUCUCCGACGGCGACACCACCGGAUCCGAUUCCGACGAGUCCCCUCGGCAGGGGAUGGGGGCUCGACGCCCCGGCGCCACCUCCAACCCGAUCCUGACACGCCUCGCGGUGUCGCGGAACCCGAGCCCGCUCGCCGCGGCCACCGCGGCCCCAGGGGUCUGCCUCCUCCGCUUCGCCUGGGAGUCCGCCGCGGGCUCCCUCGUCGGCGCCGUCGUUGGAUACGGUAAAGGUUUGGUUAUGAUGAAGGGGUUUAAAGGAUCAUUUCCUGAUGCUGCAUCAUCUGCUAAGAUAUUUGCUGUUCUUGCUGGUGUUCAAAGUUUGGUAGCUUGCUCUUUGAGAAAACUUCGUGGAAAAGAUGAUGGAAUCAAUGCAGGAGUCGCAGGCUGUUGUACUGGCCUUGCUUUGAGCUUUCCAGGUGCUCCGCAAACUCUGAUUCAGAGCUGCCUGACCUUUGGGACUUUCUCUUACAUCAUUGAGAAGCUAAACAAGCAGCAGCCUGCGCUGGCGCUCCCGCCUGCCACAGGUGUGACGGGUCUGAAGGCUGGACAAAGCGUUCUUCCUCCCUUCACACUUCCUCUUCCGGAUGCGAUGGACGAAAUUUCUAAGUUCCAAAACUUUUUGUCAUCCAAAUUUCGGGGAAACUGAGUUAUCCUUGUGGAGUGACGCCUAGUUACCUACUCUGGAACGUGUCCUUGUAAAUGCGUCUAUGGUCAAUCAGAGUUUUUUUUUUCCUUGUUUAUUUCUUGGCGAGUGUAUGUUCCCAACGUAGUGUUUUGCUAGUAUUGAUGAUUCUACCCUGUUAUGUGACAAUUUUGCAAAUAAGGGGAGCAGCUUGUCCUUUGUUCAA
This is a messenger RNA of Sorghum bicolor (sorghum), 1034 nucleotides long. Its product is annotated as mitochondrial import inner membrane translocase subunit TIM22-2. Gene Ontology annotation, cellular component: TIM22 mitochondrial import inner membrane insertion complex; chloroplast envelope. Lineage: Eukaryota; Viridiplantae; Streptophyta; Magnoliopsida; Poales; Poaceae. The record is from RefSeq and is a predicted model, not a curated record. Gene Ontology annotation, biological process: protein targeting to chloroplast; protein insertion into mitochondrial inner membrane. The transcript has 5 exons. The coding region runs from base 140 to 832 and encodes 230 amino acids. Gene Ontology annotation, molecular function: transmembrane protein transporter activity.